Sphaerulina musiva SO2202 is the source of this 1490-nucleotide messenger RNA. RefSeq names its product molybdenum cofactor biosynthesis prote. The transcript has a single exon. The record is from RefSeq and is a predicted model, not a curated record. Bases 114 to 1451 code for a protein of 445 amino acids. Gene Ontology annotation, molecular function: metal ion binding; cyclic pyranopterin monophosphate synthase activity; 4 iron, 4 sulfur cluster binding. Gene Ontology annotation, biological process: Mo-molybdopterin cofactor biosynthetic process. Lineage: Eukaryota; Fungi; Ascomycota; Dothideomycetes; Mycosphaerellales; Mycosphaerellaceae.
UAUCUCCUCCGUACUGUGCCAUCCUUCUGCGACUUUGCUGAUACAGACAGCAUUGGAGCAAUGUUUCUGUUUUCUUGGAGAUAACACACCACCCUGCCACGUACUUCUGAGGCAUGGCCUCUCUGCAGUGGCCGCGAGCUCUUCCGCGAGCCGUACGAAAGCCGACAACAUGGCCACCCUCUGUGCUAUCGCUGCCAUCGAGGAGGCAACACACCGCCACGGCCGCCACGGCCGAGAUACGCGAGCAGGAGCCAUAUCUUCCAGAAGCAGGUACAGUUCCGCCGUCAACGAGACUCGAACGACGAGAUAGGCUACGCGAUGCAAAACCCUUUUCCGAGUUCCUCACCGAUACCUUCGACCGGCAGCACGACUACCUGCGCAUUUCCUUGACGGAGCGCUGCAACUUACGAUGUACAUACUGCAUGCCUUCCGAGGGUAUACAGCUCUCGCCAGAUCGCGAGAUCCUCACGACACCCGAAAUAUACUAUUUGAGCGCUCUCUUCGUCAGCCAGGGUGUCAGCAAGAUCAGGCUGACUGGUGGCGAACCCACCGUGCGCAAAGACAUUGUCCCGCUCAUGCAGCAGAUUGGCAGUCUGCGACGGAACGGUCUGAAAGAGCUGGCCCUGACGACCAAUGGUAUAUCCUUGCACCGCAAGUUGGACGAGAUGGUUGAAGCUGGUCUGACAGGCGUCAACAUCAGCCUGGACACGCUGGACCCCCUUCAGUUCCCCUUGUUGACACGGCGGAAUGGUUUCAACGCGGUAAUGAAGAGCAUCAAUCGUGUGCAGGAACUGAACAAGCUGGGGGCAGGCGUGAAGCUCAAGAUCAAUUGCGUUGCGAUGCGUGGCAUCAACGACGACCAGAUUCUCAAGUUUGUCGAAAUGACUCGAGACCAGGAUGUCGAAGUACGCUUCAUCGAAUACAUGCCAUUCGGUGGCAACAAAUGGGCGGAGAAGAAGAUGCUGCCAUACGCGGAAAUGGUGCAGCUGAUACAGGCGCAAUAUCCUACACUCACGCGGCUUCGAGAUGCAAAGAAUGACACCUCGAAAACAUGGCAGGUCCCUGGCUUCAAGGGACGCGUUGGCUUCAUUACAAGCAUGACACACAAUUUCUGCGGCACCUGCAACAGACUACGUAUAACGUCUGAUGGUAACUUGAAAGUGUGUCUUCAUGGGGAUGCCGAGGUCAGUCUGCGAGAUCUGCUGCGUACUGAGAAUUCGGGUGAACCGAUGGACGAGCACGCGUUCGAAGCGAUACGACAGAUUGAACUUGACAGGCGGAAAACGCAACAAGCAGGCCUGCGCUUUGACGGCGAAGAAGGCUGGAUCAGUAAAGAGCGCCAGUUGCUAGAGGUCAUUGGUGCUGCCGUGAAACGGAAAGCAGUCAAACAUGCUGAUAUGGGAGAUUUGGAGAAGAUGAAGAACCGCCCCAUGAUAUUGAUUGGUGGGUAGGUUCACUUCUACGUUCAUAUUGCAUGUGUGAUUUCAUUU